Messenger RNA from Sclerotinia borealis F-4128, 3432 nucleotides. The record is from the annotation of a GenBank genome assembly. Lineage: Eukaryota; Fungi; Ascomycota; Leotiomycetes; Helotiales; Sclerotiniaceae.
AUGAGGGGAGGCGGCCCCGAAGUGAAGAUUAAUGUCAUGAAGAUGCUGGCAAUGGAUCAAAGCUUGCAUGGAGUGAAUAGCUGGAGCCUUAGUAAAAUGUUUGAAGAUGGAGAAAUCAAAGAUCCAGAGGAAUAUUCGCUGUCUAAAGUCAAAAUUGCGGAUGCGAUUGAGGCUUAUCAAGAAGUUGCGAAAGUGGAUGGCAGGAAGUUCGUGAUUUAUUCUACAACUGCCAUGGGGACACCAUGGCCUCAAGUGCACGUUGCAGCAUGGCUCAACAACUGUGAAAGCACAUGGGGUGAAACUAGAGGAGGUUCUUGGGAUUUUGACCAAAUACGGCGUCAAACCUCCUUCAUUGAAAGUUUGAAACUUGGCAAGCAAGCAUUCCCGGCGCUUAAAUUGAGAACCACUGCUCAAUUCAAUCGACCCAAAGAUCUAACCGUCGGUCUCGUUUACGACAGAGCACUUUCUUUCAGGGGUACUUUUUGCGAAACUGACGAUCAUGAUCCCCACAUCAAAUUUAACUCACUAGGGCAUGGAACGGUUGAGUUUAGUAUCCAUUCUGACAAUAUUUCGUUUCUCUAUGAAGGUGUGGGUCCAAAUUUGAUCCAAGCUUCAUUUCGAAAGUCCUCGAGAAGCGCUCGAAGUGAUCAACUCGAGUUGGAGGUUCUAAACCAACCUUUUGAAUAUUAUGGCCCGCAGCAGGGCAAAUUGAUACCAGGUGUAGGGUGUGUUAGAAAUCAAGCGAACGAGGAUGGCUAUCAGGAAAAUACAAAGUUCAUAGGAAUACCGGUUUUCCCUGCGGAACUUCCGUUCGAUAAUUACACACCUUCACCAAUCGCACUAUCACACAGAACAUCGUCCAAUCUGUCAGCCCAACACUUCAGUCAUUGCUCCGAGGCUCCGUCAUCACCAACAUUUCACACUGCAUCUUUGAUCAAACAGCCAAUUUCGACGGAAAAGCAGACAGUGGAGAGUAUGGAGGAGACGGAGAAGAGAGGAAGAACAUGGAAAUGGUACAUUGUGGCGGGUGUCAUUGCGAUGGCUGUAAUCAUCGCGGGGGUUGUUGGAGGAAUUGUUGCAUCUAAAAAGAACAAGGCGACUAUUAUGGACAAGGUAUCUGGCGGGGUAACAUCCUCUAAUAGCUCAUCACCAACGAGUUCAGUGUCCAGUAAUUCACCCACCUCCACGAAUACCGCCUCGUUGUUGGGCUCAACCAUUGCUCCGUUCCAGAGAAAUAUUGCGGCAGUUUCCUACGCGUCCAAGAAUGUCAACAACUCUAGAAUUUAUUAUCAAGACAACCAAGGAAACAUACUGGAGUCACAUAACAGUGCGUCAACUCAAACAUGGACCACGAGCCAGAUUGUUACCGCUAAAAAUGGUUCAUCGUUUGCUGCAGCAGUGACGAUGCCCGAAAAUACCUUCGAAAUCACUGUACUAUACUCAGAUUCAGACAAUCUUCUUCAUGACAUCAUUUAUAAUGUUACUUCAGAUUCGUGGGAUGAAGGAACCCUGUCCUCGGAGAAUUUCAUAAUCUCCGAAAAUUCGAGGGUUUCAGUCAUGUACUGGCAGUGUCUCCUAUGUAGCAACACCACCAUCAUUGCUUUCCAAGAUUUGAAUAACCAGGUACAGGUCGGAAACUUGACUAAUUCAGGCUGGACUUUGACACAGAUGAAUGUCGGUGCUAUAGAUAACACUGGCCUUGCGUUGCAACCAUUCUACCGCCUAAACGAAGCACAUCAGAUAAACCUAUACUAUCAACAAACGAAUAGUAACAUGGCUAUCUCAGCCUGGGAAUAUACCACUUCGAAUUGGUCGAUAAAUGCAGCAACGUACUACUCCCUAACUUUCGGCGUUCCCAUCGCAGCAUCAGCAUCCUAUACAAAUGUAAAAUCGACCGGAGACGUAAAAACAGGGUUUGAAACUUGGGGAGAAACACUCACAUUAUCACAUCUGGGUCUCAAAAUAAACACGUAUAUGGGAGCUCAUAAUGAUUGGGAAGUAAUGGGUGUUCAUCCUUCAGCAAUGUCAAACUCGACACAAAAUCCCAAAGUGUUCAAAUCGAUAGCCGCUACAGCCAUUGGAGCUGCCUUCAUAGUGGUGGAAAAUGACGGAAAAGCAGAUGUGAUCGAAUCAUAUCAGGUCGAGGAUGAUGCGGUGAAUUGGAGCUCGGCCGGGACCGUUGACAUUGGCGACCCUCCCCUCAUCGGGUUUUGGCACCAAAUUCUCCUCAUUUGCGCUUCAAUUACUUCUUUCGCCCCAGACUUUCAUCGCUGCUUAUUCAACUUCGACACCACCCGCCCUUUUCGACAUCUUGCAUACACGAUGGAUGUCAGUCACAGCCAAUCGCUCGAGCAUCAUACCUUCGAUGAUGAAUUCUGGCUAGGCCUCGUUGAUUGGGAUGCUGCGAAUGCGCUUGACAUCGGCAUAGAGGCGAUGCACUCAGCACCGGGCGAUAAACAACCGACUUACCCGACACAUUCUUUACUGCAACAUAAGUACCACGGGGUUAUUUAUCCUAUCACAACCUGCGCAACUUGCUCAUCGCCGCUUGACGUAUCAGAACUUUCGUUAUACAUCCAAGACCCAAAUGUCUUCUGUAGUGGAAGUAAAGCUCCCAAUCAUCUCCCAUUAUCCUGUAUCUUAGAGUGUGGAUUGAGAUUCAAAACCAUCAAAAAUCUAAAGGAGCAUUGCAUUGCCACCGGUCAUGAAGCCUUUCAAUACUCUGACCCAGACUGCUUGGGGGGGCGCCACUGUGCCUACCACACCAGGAGGUUUCAUCCCGGCAAUUACAGCGGGUACUCAGAUAAAAUAUUCGCAUGCCACCAAUGCGGAGAUGGAUUUAUGAAUACGGGACAACUCGACCAGCAUGGUCGAAACUCUGGACACUCGGCAUACCUAUGCCAUUAUCCCGAUUGUGUAACCACGACCGGGAGAAUUGAUGACUUGAUUCGGCACCAAUCAUGUCACAAGAGCAAAGUUCCCCGACAUCCUUGUCUCCAUUGUCGCACAUAUCGAGGGAAUAACGGGUUUAAGAGGAAGGACCAUCUUCGGCAGCAUAUCAGAAACUACCACAAGAUUGACAUGGAAUUUCACACCGGUGAUAUACAAUUGUCUCCAUUUCGCUGUCGACAAACAGGUUGUGAUGAUUAUCAUGUAGCACAGAAACAGCAUCUUAGGUCUCUCGAUGAUCUUACCCAGCACAUGCGAAAUGAGCACAACGCCUCCGCAUUCAUCUGUCCAAAACAAUCCUGCGACCGAGUAGGACUUAAUGGUUUUGACACGAAGAAGCUUCUUGACGUUCACAUCAAGAAUGAUCACCCUUCGCCAUUUCAGUGCACUCAUCCAGGAUGUGCUCGAGUCGGAUCCAAAGGCUGGCUUCGACAAAGAGACCAGAUAAAGCAUAUGUCCCAGAAACAUGGGAUCAGUGUCUAA